Molecule: messenger RNA, 798 nt
Organism: Penicillium argentinense
Lineage: Eukaryota; Fungi; Ascomycota; Eurotiomycetes; Eurotiales; Aspergillaceae
Exons: 1
Coding region: 1-798 (265 amino acids)
Source: RefSeq, a predicted model, not a curated record
AUGCCUGGCCUUCCCGAGCCCACUGCGGCCGAGAUAUGGCGCAAACGCAAGCGUGACGAGGAAUCCUCUCGGUACGUCGACCUGUACCUACAGAGAAACGCGAUGUUUACCCCGACCCUCCUAACCCAUCCAUCCAGCACCGCAUUCCUCCCAUGGACAGACCAAGAUCAAUCAUACAACCCUGCGCCCGCAGACAUUUCGUUCCGUCCCCGCUGUCUUCCUCGCAAACGCCGCAACACCUCCGUCAACACCCAGCCACCCUACCUCAGCAUCCCGCAACAAAACAACACCCUCCUCUCGCCCAAUGUCUACGCAACACCACACGACCCUUACUCACCCCCCGUCUCGCCGAAAACUCUCGUUCCGAUCCCCUAUCCCGCGGGAACAUCAACAACGGCCCCAACUUCCAACACAAUGAGCGCAGCCGCGCUUCGACCAUGUCACAUCUGCCAUAGAAGACCAGCAACCCGCUCCGUCCUCGACGCCUACGCAGACUGUGACCUCUGCUCCGAGCGAGCAUGUUUUAUUUGUCUGCGUCUGUGUGACGGCGAAAACUGCUCCGGUGCACCGUCCCGCUCUCCCGACCUGCCGGAUCUGUACAGUCCCGGCGAGGAACUGGAUCUGGACCUUGGGUUUGGGGAUAGACCGCGUCGGAAGAUCUGUUCUCGCUGUGCGGUUGAAAGUGUCACCGAGACGGGAUUGGAGAUUGUUAGGUGUCUCGAUUGCAUGCGGAAUCCCCAGCCCAGCGUAAAUCCGUGGAAGGAAACCUGGGAUGGGGAUGUAAGGAUGUGUGGGUGA